This is a messenger RNA of Vitis riparia (riverbank grape), 1789 nucleotides long. Its product is annotated as glucan endo-1,3-beta-glucosidase 12. Gene Ontology annotation, biological process: carbohydrate metabolic process. Gene Ontology annotation, molecular function: hydrolase activity, hydrolyzing O-glycosyl compounds. Gene Ontology annotation, cellular component: plasma membrane. The record is from RefSeq and is a predicted model, not a curated record. The transcript has a single exon. NCBI's taxonomy places the organism in Eukaryota, Viridiplantae, Streptophyta, Magnoliopsida, Vitales, Vitaceae. The coding region runs from base 305 to 1459 and encodes 384 amino acids.
CCAUCAGCUUGCUCUCUUGCUUCUCAACUUCUAAUCUAACCGCCAACCAACUGUAAUCAACUGUCGAUCUCCCAAUCCCGGCUAAAGUAAGCGGAGUGCGCACUCAGCAAUAGCAAUCCCACCAGAACCGCCCAAAAUCCCACUGCUUAAAAUUAAAACGAAACCCACAUGCGCAUCAUAGAGCUUGUCAGUCUGUUGGAUUAUAUUCUCACUUGGUAUCUCCCUCUUCCCUCCAUCCUCUACCCUCUGCAUUCAACUUAGAACCCCCGAGAAACCCUCGACAAACCUUCUCUUCAAGAAAACCAUGUCUCUUUCACUAAACCCCACCUCUUUCUCCUUCUUCCUUUUCUCCCUCUACUUUCUCUCUCUCCCCGUCGGAACCUCCUCGCUUCCGGUCGUUGGCAUCACCUACACCCACGACCCCCGCCACGACCACGACCACACCCCACCAAGCCAUGUUGCCUCCACCGUCCAUUCCCUCAAACUCUCCGCCGUACGGCUGCCCGAAUCUGACCCUUCCGUUGUCCGAGACUUCUCCUACUCCAACAUCUCCCUCCUCCUCAACAUCCCCAACUCCUUGAUUCCGGCCAUUGCCUCCAACCGUUCCAAUGCUCUCCGGUGGCUCUACCACCACGUUAUACCCUUCUAUCCACGAAGCAAAGUGUCCACCAUAUCCGUCGGCAACGACAUUUUGGAUACCUCCUCCGACCUCGCCGAUUUUCUCCUCCCGGCGAUCAGGAACGUCCACUUAGGACUACGGGAUCUUGGGAUCCAGAAGAUAUCUGUUUCCACCACCUUUUCUUUCAUCAACAUCAUGACGACGUCGUUUCCUCCUUCGGCGGCGGAGUUUCAAGAACCGGUCUCCGAGUUACUGAUAAAACCACUGCUUCAGUUCUUGGACGACACCAACUCUUCGUUCUUGAUCAAUCUGUACCCGUACAAUGUGUACCGCUUGAACUCUGAGAUCCCCAUUGGGUUCGCUCUCUUCCAACAACACCCCUUUAAUUACCGUGACGAUCUCACCACCGGAGUCCGAUACCGGAACUUGUUCGAUAUGAUGGUGGAUUCGGUGAUUAGCGCAAUGGCGGUGGCAGGCCAUGAGAGUAUCCCAGUGAUAGUGACGGAGACCGGGUGGCCUAGCUCCGGCGACGCCUCGGAAAUCGAUGCCAGCCCGGCUUAUGCAGAGAUGUACAUUAAUGGUCUGGUGACCCAUCUGAGCUCGGGUCUUGGUACACCGCUGCGGAGAGAGGGGGUGGCGGAGACUUACAUAUAUGAGCUGUUUGAUAGAGAAACGAGGCAGGGCACUGAUUCAGGACGACAUUGGGGGAUUAUGUAUCCCAACAUGACAAGGAAGUACAAUAUCGCGUUCUCUGGUUCAGUUACAACUGGUUCUAGCAGAGGUUGGGUGCGGAUGGUGGGAGGGCUUUUCACCAUUGUUGCUCUAUGGCUGUUGCAGUAGAAUCAGCUCCAGUUUCUAUUCAUUUGCUUUACAUUUUCCAUGAAUGAGUUGGGUAGACUUGUAAAUGGUGGUUGUCUUGCUGUUGCAUGCAGUUGAAACGACAGCGUUCUUGGAUGUCCUUCACUUUUUUUUCUCUCUCCUUAUUGGAUUUCUUUCUUUCCUGAUGGCGGUGAUGUACGUGUUGAAGCUUUGAUAAAAUUGUUGUCAUAAUUCGUAGUGGGCGUGCAGCUGAAUUUUCUUUGGGGAGGGUGGGUCUCUGUUUGGUUGUUGAGAAAACAUUUACAAAAUAAAGCGGCGUUUUCAAGGGGAAAAACAGGAAAGGAAGGAACA